Ictalurus furcatus (blue catfish) is the source of this 4784-nucleotide messenger RNA. It is a transcript of the gene ptpn11b, whose product is annotated as protein tyrosine phosphatase non-receptor type 11b. Bases 985 to 2754 code for a protein of 589 amino acids. The transcript is spliced from 16 exons. Gene Ontology annotation, biological process: protein dephosphorylation. Lineage: Eukaryota; Metazoa; Chordata; Actinopteri; Siluriformes; Ictaluridae. The record is from RefSeq and is a predicted model, not a curated record. Gene Ontology annotation, molecular function: protein tyrosine phosphatase activity.
UUUAACCUCAGCAACUUCGCAUUAGCUGUUAAUGAUCUAACCAAGUAUUUUCUUUUUCCUUCUUUCAUCUUUUCCCUGAAACAAAGCCAAAGUCAGUUCUCUUCCCCUAAAAUAUUCCAGUUGGAUUAAUUAUUGUGAAUAACGAAGACAAAUGAUUAUCCAGUUAAUACCCACAAUGCUUUGCAUGUGUACCUGGUUUAAUAAAGCUUAACCAGAGUCGACGGCCUCACGAUGACCCGAGGUACUUUUUAAUUUCUGCUCCUGUCUCGACCUAUUUACCGUAUCUUACCGCGUUCGCGGCUCCUUAUUACCUCUGUGAGUGGAAACUCGUUGUCAGGGCACUAUUAUGAAUCAGGUUUGUUUUUUUUUUCCACCUUCUGUUUUCGGUCUGGCUGCAUUCUAAUGUAAGUCGAUUACAACUGUGUGAAUGCCUUUCGAUUGGCGCUUCAUGGCUGAGUGGGCAUUUUAUGUCACAAAAGCGUGUCAGGCUUGGUUUUCUCUGUCCUGUGGAAGCUCUUACUCAAGUUACCACAGAAAGUAGUUCUCACUGCCACGGCAGCCUUCUGCUCCACCACCGCACGGCUUUGUUUGCUUUGCUUACACGCAAAACCUUGCUGCUAGACGCUCUCGUCUCUGUGCAUAUUGCACUGGGCGGGAUAUUAAAAAAAAGCAAAAAACAAAAAAGCACGCAGCACAGUUGCAACAUAUCGAGGGCGAAGAUAAAAAGAGAAGUCGAGCUGGACUGAGUGUGACUGCGCUGUGUCAGGCGUGAAGAGUGAUGGACAGUUGCUCAGUGGCUGAUUGUGCCGACUGACGCUCCUAUCAGGGCGGCUCAGGCUCAUCCAAAUCCCAGAUUACCCUCCUCCUCCUCCUCCUCCUUCAGCAGGAGCAGCACUGCCUUCCUUCCCUCCUUCCUCCCUCCUCGUCUAACUGUAUUGAGUGUGGAUUAGUGAGCGGCGAGGCGAAGCAGGGGCUCCGGCCAAAAUGGUGAGGUGGUUCCACCCGAACAUCACUGGCAUCGAGGCAGAGCAGCUCCUCCUGACCCGAGGCGUCCACGGCAGCUUCCUGGCUCGACCGAGCAAAAGUAACCCAGGAGACUUCACGCUGUCUGUCAGGCGGAACGACGAAGUCACUCACAUUAAGAUCCAGAAUUCUGGCGAUUACUAUGACCUGUACGGAGGGGAGAAGUUCGCCACUCUAGCCGAGUUGGUGCAGUACUACAUGGAGCAGCACGACCUUCUGCGAGAAAGGAACGGAGACGUGAUCGAGCUCAAAUAUCCUCUCAACUGCAAAGACCCCACUUCUGAGAGGUGGUAUCAUGGGCAUCUGUCAGGCAGAGAUGCAGAAAAGCUCCUCACAGAGAAAGGCAAACCAGGCAGUUUUCUGGUGAGGGAGAGUCAGAGCAAACCUGGAGACUUUGUGCUGUCUGUUCUCACUAACGAGGAAAAACAUGAAAACGUGGACCGCAAGACAAAGGUCACCCACGUCAUGAUACGCUACCAGGAUGUGAAGUAUGAUGUGGGUGGAGGGGAGAAGUUUGACACACUGACAGACUUGGUGGAGCACUAUAAAAAGAAUCCAAUGGUGGAGAAGAGUGGGAUUGUCGUGCACCUUAAGCAGCCGUUCAAUGCCACUCGGAUAAAUGCGGCCAACAUCGAGAACCGGGUGCGAGAGUUAAACAAAGUGGCAGACAGUUCUGAGAAGCCCAAGCAAGGCUUCUGGGAAGAAUUUGAGAUGCUACAGCAACAGGAAUGUAAACUCUUGUACCCCAGAAAAGAAGGACAGAGAGCUGAGAAUAAGAGCAAAAACAGAUACAAGAACAUUCUACCCUUUGACACCACCCGGGUGACGAUCAGGGAAGCAGAUCCCGACGUGCCCGGCUCUGACUACAUCAAUGCCAACUAUAUCCGAAGUAUGCAGGAAGAGGGCCGUCAUGUGGACGAAGGCAAAGUGUUCAUUGCUACUCAGGGCUGCCUUCAGAACACGGUGCUGGACUUCUGGAGGAUGGUCUAUCAGGAGAACACUCAUGUUAUUGUCAUGACAACCAAGGAAAUGGAGCGAGGCAGGAAUAAAUGUGUACGCUACUGGCCAGACGCUGGCACAACAAAGGAGUUUGGGAAUGUGUGUGUGAGGAACAUUGAGGAGCAGGCUGCUCAGGACUACAUCCUCAGAGAGCUGGAGGUCACACGUACAGACCGGAAGGAGGCUUCCCGGUAUAUCUGGCACUAUCAGUACCUGAGCUGGCCUGACCACGGCGUGCCUAAUGAACCAGGAGGAGUUCUCAACUUUCUUGAACAGGUCAAUCAAACUCAGAACGCCAUUCCAAAUACCGGACCUGUCAUAGUCCACUGCAGCGCAGGGAUCGGAAGAACGGGCACAAUAAUUGUGAUUGACAUCCUUAUUGAUAUCAUAAACAGACAAGGGCUGGACUGUGACAUCGACAUCCCAAAGACCAUCCAGCGAGUGCGUCAACAGCGAUCCGGCAUGGUCCAGACUGAAGCCCAGUACAAGUUCAUCUACAUGGCUGUACAGCAGUAUAUCGACACAGCACAGAAGAGACUGGAGGAGGAGCAGAGGAAUAAGACAAAGGAAAGAGAGUACUCCAAUAUCAAGUACCCUCAGAUGACAAAUACUAGGGCCCUGCCCAACAUGAGCUCGUCUCGCUCAUCAUCUGUAAUGAAUGAUGAAACAGCCAGUGUAUAUGAGAACGUACACAUCAAAAAGAGCCCCGUCUGCACAAACUCCAGGAGAUAGGGCUUGGGGCUGCUGCCUCACACUGUCUCUGUUAGAGGUGCUAUGUGCAGGCACUUGGCUGUGAGGUGACUUUGGAGCGUGUCACUGAGUGGAUGCCCGUGUGUUGGAGGUGUGAUUGGUGGACCCCCCGAGAGCUCCACGGCCCCCUUCACUCCUUCCUCACUGACUGACUCGCUGUCUAAGUGCCUGAUCCGCUACAAACAGCCAGAGCAGAGGCGCCUCGGUGCUUCUCCCUCCAGUCUGAUAAGCCGGCACGGUUCUACCUACAGUACCUAUCGCUCAGCUACUCGAUCACUUCUAAACGGACGAAGACUGUUAAACAGGGCUAACUCUAGGUUUCUCCAGGCUUUGUCCUGUCCACACUCUUUAUGCCUGCUGCCAGACCUUGUGCUGUCCUAAAGACCUCUGUUGCAUUUCACUAAUAGGUAGUGCUUUGCUGUGAGAUGGACACAUUUAAGCAAUCCGACUGUCCAUGGCAGAAGAUCUUACCAAGCUUGCACGCUAAAAAAAAAAAAAAAAGCUAGAAUUGCAACACGUUCCAGCUCUCAAGCUACAUAUAAUGCAGAUACGUUAAUGAUGUAAUUGUUAGCGAACGGCAAAAACGGGUGACUUUUUAAAGUGGUACGUGCUGUAGAUAGAUUUAUAUGUGCCAAUAAGCAGGCUGCGUUUUAUGCUUUGGUGAAAGUGUCUGCUAUGAUGCUUUGCGAAGCUUUCCUGUACUGAUUAUAUAUGGGGUCACAUGUUAGUUAUUAAUGGGCUCAUAGACCAAUCAGCUUCUGUGUUUGAGCUUUUUCUCAGCAAGCAUGUCUUCAGAAGAUUUUUUAUAUCUGGUUUUAGAACGCUUUGGCGGUUCAACAAUAACACUGAUUAUUUCUCUUAUGGUAUAUCCAUUAUUGAUUCCUUUUAUUGGCACGUUUUCUCUUCGUUUUUGAAUGAUAAUUUAUUUUUUGGACAGAUUUUGGAAUCUUUGAGCAGGGUUGAUUAAAUACGUCAUUUGAUUGUUAUUCCACAUUCUCAGAGGAAGACCCUAAAACCUUUUUUGAUUGAUAUUCAGGGUUUGUGUAUUAUAAAUACGGUGAUGAAUAGGCAUUCAGGGAUUGUGGUCUGUUCAGGGAUUGCACUCUACAUUUCUUCAGUGGCAGGUCAAGGUGUGGCUGGAGAGGUGUGUGAGUUAUGAAGGGUUUAUGAAAGUCAUGAAGGUCAGGCAGAGAGGACAGGUCGGCACUGGUCAGGUCAUUGAUGUGAACAGUCUUCAGUGAAGAUUUAAGCAGUCCAGAUGGCCCGAGACUCAGAUUACGGAAUAGGUUUGCCUGUGAAAAAGCAAUUUGUAAAAGGCCAGUAAUCCACACAGGAUGAUUGGAAGAAACCAGCAUGACUUGUGAGGUCAAAAGGAGUGUGAUCUUACAGGAAUCGCAUGCUGGAAUGAGGAGGAUUAAACACAUGCGUCAGAUUCUGAAGGCUUAAAAUAACUCAGGUUCUGAUUGGUCGGAUUAAACGCCGUCUACAUCCAUGAAAUUGAUUUUAGCAAAGACUGUAUGAGGAGGAAGGUGAUGUGAUGAGUGGAAGAGCUGAGACUGCGUUUUAAUUUUGAUCCAACCCGGCUGUGUUUCAAGUUAUAUAGUGCCCUCGUGAAUUAUAGGCACCCUUCACAUAAGAGUGAUUUUAUAAAAUAAAUAUUACACAGAAUUUUCCAGUCAAACAAUAGGAGAAACAAUUUCAGUUUGUUCUAUCCAAAAAUUCUCAUUAGAACGCCUUCGUAAAUAAUAACACUUUCUGUCAAACAUUUGCCUUCAGUCCCCAGGAACUACCUUUGCUUCUUUUUUCUGUUUCCCUGAGGUAUAAAUAUCAAGGUGCACAACUGUAAAAUUCCCUUGUCAUUCAUUAUCAUGGGAAAAGCCAAAGAAUAUUCAACAAAGAAGAGGCUGAUGGUUGUUGUCUUGCACAAAUCAGGUAAUAAUUAUUUUAAAAUGCAUAAGCAGGUAUAAAUACCAUUAAGCACAAAUAAGCCUAGAACUUCAAGUUUUGCUGAA